Heterobasidion irregulare TC 32-1 is the source of this 1491-nucleotide messenger RNA. Its product is annotated as major facilitator superfamily. Gene Ontology annotation, molecular function: transmembrane transporter activity. Gene Ontology annotation, biological process: transmembrane transport. The coding region runs from base 1 to 1491 and encodes 496 amino acids. The transcript has 10 exons. The record is from RefSeq and is a predicted model, not a curated record. Gene Ontology annotation, cellular component: membrane. NCBI's taxonomy places the organism in Eukaryota, Fungi, Basidiomycota, Agaricomycetes, Russulales, Bondarzewiaceae.
AUGUCUGCAGCCCGCGAUGCUCCCUUUCAGGUCGAUCAGGAAAAACAGGAGCCUGCUGAGAUUCAUGUCUCCGCAUACCAGAAACACCAGAGCGAGUUGGAUGCAGUGUUUGGAGGUCCUGAGGAGCGUAAACGAAUUGAACGAAGGCUAUUAUGGAAAUUGGAUUUAAGAAUGUCCAUAUUGAUCUUCAUCUACAUCCUCAACUACAUUGAUAGAAAUAAUGCUGGAGCGGCCAGGCUGAGAGGUUUCGAAGCAGAUCUCCACCUGAAGGGGCAAGAAUUCGCCACACUCUUGUCCAUUCUAUACGUUGGAUAUAUUUUAAUGCAAAUCCCAUCUAAUAUGUUUUUGAACUGGAUAGGAAAGCCAUCUAUCUAUCUUCCAUGCUGUAUGAUCAUUUGGGGUACGAUAUCCGUGUUGACUGGUGAGCGAAUCACGAAGAAUUUUGUCGACGCACUACUCACACGAUUCUUCCUUGGCUUUGUCGAGGCUGCGUUCUUUCCCGGUGCACUAUUUCUAUUAUCCAAGUGGUACACCAAAUCCGAGCUUGGAGUUCGAACGGCCAUAUUGUACUGUGGUAACAUCAUCAGCAAUGCCUUCGGAUCCCUCAUGGCAAGUGGCAUCUUAGACGGGAUGGAUGGUAGGCUUGGCCAUGCAGCCUGGAGGUGGUUAUUUUAUAUCGAAGGCGCCCUCACCAUCUUCUUCGCAAUCAUUGCUUUAUUCGUUUUGCCUGACUUUCCGACGACGACACGCUGGCUUACGCCGCAGGAGCGCUCACUGGCCUUGAAACGCAUGGCAUCUGACUUUGCCGGGAUCGGUGAUCAAAAUGAGACGGAGACAGGUGGACAUACCCACGGACUCAGGCUCGCCCUAACCGAUUGGAAGGUCUGGUGGUUGUCGCUCGCCAUGACAAGCAAUGUCGUUUCCUUGUCAUUUAACGCAUAUUUUCCAACUCUCAGUGCAACGCUGGGGUACGGAAGAACGAUCACGCUGGUGCUUUGUGCCCCACCAUUCAUAGUGGCUGCAGCUGCAGCACUUCUUCUUGCUAGGCAUUCCGAUAAAUCGGGAGAGCGCUUCUGGCAUGUUUCAAUAUCACUCGCUCUGGGAAUAGUUGGUUUCAUCAUUGCUAUUUCCACAAUGAAUACUGCUGCACGUUACGUUUCAUUAUUUCUGAUGGCUCAAUCCUACGCUGGGUUUGUGUGUUUCUACACAUGGCUCAGUAACUCAUUUCCACGACCGCCAUCCAAACGAGCUGUGGCCCUCGCAUUUAUCAAUGCGUUUUCACAAAUGGGCAAUAUAGCUGGAUCUUAUGUUUGGCCAUCAAUGUGGGGCCCGACCUACCGUAAUUCGUAUGCAAUUUGCAUUGCAUGCCAGAGCUUGACUAUUGUGAUGUUGUGGAUUUUCCGGAUGCAUCUGAAAGCUCUAAACGAGAAGAUGGAUCAGGAUGAUGAAUCAAAGGACAUCAAGGAGAAAGGCUUCAGAUAUAUGCUGUGA